This is a messenger RNA of Planococcus citri (citrus mealybug), 1805 nucleotides long. RefSeq names its product multiple inositol polyphosphate phosphatase 1-like. The coding region runs from base 130 to 1506 and encodes 458 amino acids. The transcript has 9 exons. The record is from RefSeq and is a predicted model, not a curated record. NCBI's taxonomy places the organism in Eukaryota, Metazoa, Arthropoda, Insecta, Hemiptera, Pseudococcidae. Gene Ontology annotation, molecular function: inositol phosphate phosphatase activity; acid phosphatase activity.
ACAAUCAAAAUAGGUGAUAAGAAAAAUUGGUCAAUUUUUUCCGAAUUUUUUGAGGAAAAAAGCAUCUGUUGGAACUGCAGUGGUAAUUUUAACAUGAAAGGAAGCUGACUAUGAAUCAGUAUUUGAAACAUGGCAGUAUUAAACCACCUAUUUUUAUUAACUGUGUUAUUUCACGUUAACGUUAUAAGUAGAUCUUCAACAUCGACAGCUCCGAAUUUGGGCAGACCUUUCUACGCGGAUUAUCUAAGUACAAAAACACCGUAUCGAUUUAUAGAAAACACGGACGAUGCAGAAAUCACAUACGAGGGUUGUGAAGUAAAAAAAUUAUGGGCUGUGCUAAGACAUGGAACCAGAACACCUGGAAAAGAAACUACCGAUUUUAUUAAAAACAGACUGCCAAAAAUCCGCGAUUUGAUCGUUACCUCAUCCAAAAACGACGAUAGUUGCGAUAUAAAUAGCUUCAAAAAAUGGAAUUUUCACGCUGAACUCGAUGAUCAAAAAACAUUAACUCAUACCGGUGAAGAUGAAAUGAUAAAUCUUGGUGAAAGAUUUGGUAGCAGGUUUCCUAAAAUUUUACCAGAAGAUUGGUAUAAUUCAUCUUAUUUGUUUCGAUACACGGAUACUGAAAGGACUAAAAAUAGUGCUAAAUAUUUUACGACUGGUUUAUUUGGUAGAAGAAUAAGUAAUCAUGUAUGGUACCCUGAACCAUUGAAAAGGGAUCCUAUUCUCAGGUUUUACAAACUUUGUGAGAAAUGGCGUAUGGAUGUGAAAAAGAAUCCAAAAACUUAUAAGGAAUUGGAAAAAUUUUUAUCGAGUGAGAUAAUGAAUCAAGUAGUUCUCAAUAUUACUAAUCGAUUAGGAUUACCAGAAGGGACGCUGGAUACAAACGAUGUUCAAUUAAUUUAUACAACUUGUUGUUUCGAAACCGCCUGGGACAAGUACAAGAAAUCCCCUUGGUGUGAUCUACUCACAGUGGAAGAAUUCAAGAUAUUGGAGUAUACCGAAGAUAUGGAGUAUUUCUGGGUGGACGGUUACGGUCACGAAUUAACUCCUCAAAUAGCCUGCGUCAUGUUACAAGAUGCUUUUCAACAUUUAAAAACUGAUAACGAUCGUUUAGCAACAUUUUAUUUCACUCAUUCGGGAACGAUUUUGAAACUCUUGAGUCAUUUGGGUUUAUAUCGAGAUUCUACGCAGUUAUCUCAUGAUGCUUACGAACAAAGUAAACACAGGACUUGGAAAACAUCAAAAAUCGACGUAUUUGCUUCAAAUAUCGCGUUUGUUCGAUUCGAUUGCUCCGACGGUCCUAAAAUAUUAACGCUGCACCAAGAACGUCCAGUGAAGUUACCAGGGUGUCCUACCAGUGAAGACUUAUGUCCUUUGAAUAUAAUAGAAGAAAUAUACGCUAAAAGUUUAACGUCGUGUGAUUUCGAUGCAAUGUGUUCAUUGGAUGAAGAAUCGUUGUAUCAAAAAUUAGCGAACAAAUUAAGGAGUAUUUUCGGUUUAUGAGGUGCAGUGUUGUUUAGCACAAAGUGGACGAAUCUCAGAUGAGCUUUUUCUCCAAGUCAAUUAAGUUAAUAUUAGUAGGUACAAAUGUGGGUAUUUAAUUGGGUAAGAUAUAUAUAUUUUUUUUAUUUUAAAUUUUAAUUCAAUUUUUGAUAUAACGUCUUCGGUGUUUGUUCAUAAGAUUUAACUGUGAUUUUAUGUUUUAGAUACAUACGUAUUGUUUUGCUUUUAAUCAAUGAUUCGUUUUUACCAAUGAAAUUGUAUUUUUUUCAAAAAAAAAUACAUAAUUUUUUAAACGUUUA